Peronospora farinosa is the source of this 336-nucleotide messenger RNA. Lineage: Eukaryota; Oomycota; Peronosporomycetes; Peronosporales; Peronosporaceae. The record is from the annotation of a GenBank genome assembly.
AUGAUCACCACUGGAGCAGUCACUUGUGCCUUAUGGCUUGGAUACGGUCUCCUACUUGAAGACGCCUUCAUUAUUGUUCCAAAUGCAACAAAUUUGCUUCUCAGCAUCGUACAACUCGGACUCUUUUGCAUUUACCCACGUGGUGUCGACUCUUCUACUCGUGACGACAAAUUGAAAUUGAAGAAGACUAGUGCAAAGUGUGACAAUGACACAGAGGACAGUACGACGAUACUCAAGACGGAAGACGAACUGAGUAGUUCGGAUGAAGAAUCGGAUUGCAACGACUCCAGUGCACAGCAGGUGACUAAGCGUGAGACAACGAUCGACGUGCUUUGA